CUAUCAGACAAGUCGAGAGAACUGGAGGGGGGAGAAAGAGACGAGACACAAAGACAAUAGGAGCUGAGCCCAGCCCAGCCCCGCUUGCGGUUUCGAUCAAUCGGGAAGAGUUCCCUCCCGGGUACUGAUGGAAUCCCUCGAUUGCCUCCAUGUCUUAGUUCCCUCCGUCUGCCUUUUUUGGUGCCACUGAUGAUUCUCUCAAAAUAAUCUGCCCUUGGGUUCUAUUAGAGGCAACUUCGACCCAAUCUCAAGAGCUAAAUGAGCUUUACGGGGCCUUCUGUUGGUUCGGGUGGGGCAGCUAGGAGGGCUUUUGAAUUUGGGAGGACCUAUGUGGUCAGACCCAAAGGCAAACACCAAGCAACUGUUGUUUGGCUUCACGGUCUUGGAGAUAAUGGUUCCAGUUGGUCCCAGCUCUUGGAGACACUACCCCUACCAAAUAUAAAGUGGAUCUGCCCAACUGCUCCAACCCAACCAAUAAGUAUAUUUGGGGGUUUUCCUUCAACGGCUUGGUUUGAUGUUGGAGAGCUUUCAGAAGAUGCUCCCGAUGAUUUUGAGGGUUUGGAUGCUUCCGCAGCUCAUGUGGCCAAUCUGUUAUCUACAGAGCCUGCUGAUAUCAAACUCGGCGUGGGAGGUUUCAGUAUGGGAGCAGCGACCGCCCUGUACUCUGCAAUCAGCUAUGUCCAAGGAAAAUAUGAAAAUGGCAAUCCUUACCCGGCCAAUCUAAGUGCUGUGGUGGGACUUAGUGGCUGGCUUCCCUGCUCAAAGAUGCUGAAUAAGAGGAUAGAGGGGGUUGAUGAAGCUGGAAGGCUCGCUGAGUCCUUGCCCGUAUUGCUCUGCCAUGGGAAAGUUGAUGAUGUGGUCCUUUACAAAUUUGGUGAGAAAUCCUCACAUGCUUUGAACUCAGCUGGAUUCCGUGAUGUUACAUUCAAAUCUUAUGAUGGUCUUGGGCACUUCACGGUUCCUGAUGAGAUGGAUAUGGUCUGUUCAUGGCUAUCAUCGAAAUUGGGGCUUGAUGGCUCUUCAUAGUGCCUUCUAGUUGUGAUGGAUGAAAAGCAAGAUAUUCACAAGAUAGUGAGAGACGUUUACGGGAUCUUAUCAGGUUGGGAAAAUGCGUGUGAUAUAAAAGUUGUUGGGGUCUUAUUCUUUGUCUUGCUAAAACCUGCAUUUGGUGUUGUUUGGUUGAUUGGUGACUUCAUGUACUUUAUGUUGCUGAGUUGUAUAAGUGAUUUGUAAUUUGAGGGACGUACAUUGCAAAUCUUUUUCAAGUCGCAGUUGUGCAGUUUGAGUUUCAAAA
This is a messenger RNA of Punica granatum (pomegranate), 1294 nucleotides long. The record is from RefSeq and is a predicted model, not a curated record. NCBI's taxonomy places the organism in Eukaryota, Viridiplantae, Streptophyta, Magnoliopsida, Myrtales, Lythraceae.